Cercospora beticola is the source of this 1949-nucleotide messenger RNA. It is a transcript of the gene TIF1, whose product is annotated as translation initiation factor eIF4A. Lineage: Eukaryota; Fungi; Ascomycota; Dothideomycetes; Mycosphaerellales; Mycosphaerellaceae. The record is from RefSeq and is a predicted model, not a curated record. Gene Ontology annotation, molecular function: ATP binding; RNA helicase activity; RNA binding.
CGGCGGCAGUCGGCAAGAACCGCUGUGCGCUCAUCAUUUUUGAUACUUGAAAGCCCUCCGCUGCGAAUUUGUCUCUUGCCAAUUCCAAACCACACCAACACCACAAAGCACAUACCCACACAACUAGAACCAGACGACUGUCCCUACCGACAGUCAGGUAUCUAGUUUUCACAGCACACCCUCAGCGACACCGCGCCGGCAUCCACGAGGAUCCCCGCGCCCACCCACUCACCGAACUUUUUCAGCUCACUUGCCCAGCGCAGUGAGCUUUCGUUCCUGAUCCAUAAUCAUGGCUGACAAGGGACUUGAGGAUAUCGAUGCUGGUCAGAUCGAGUCCAACUAUGACGAGACCACCGACAGCUUCGAUGCUAUGAACCUCAAGAGCGAGCUCCUCCGUGGAGUCUACGCUUACGGUUUCGAGCGCCCUUCUGCUAUCCAGCAGCGCGCUAUCAUGCCGGUCAUCAAGGGUAACGACGUUAUCGCUCAAGCCCAGUCCGGUACCGGAAAGACUGCCACUUUCUCCAUCUCCGUUCUCCAGAAGAUCGACCCCAACAUCAAGGCAUGCCAGGCUUUGAUCCUCGCCCCAACCCGUGAGUUGGCUCAGCAGAUCCAGAAGGUCGUGGUCGCCAUCGGCGAUUUCAUGAACAUCGAGUGCCACGCUUGCAUCGGUGGUACCUCCGUAAGAGAUGACAUGAAGGCACUCCAGGACGGCCCACAGGUCGUGGUCGGAACUCCAGGCCGUGUUCACGACAUGAUCCAGCGCCGUGUCCUGCGCACCGACAGCAUGAAGAUGUUCGUGCUCGACGAGGCCGACGAGAUGUUGUCUCGCGGUUUCACCGAGCAGAUUUACGACAUCUUCCAGCUCCUCCCACAGUCCACCCAGGUCGUCCUCCUGUCCGCUACCAUGCCACAGGACGUUCUUGAGGUCACCACCAAGUUCAUGCGCGACCCAGUCCGUAUCCUCGUCAAGAAGGACGAACUUACUCUCGAAGGUAUCAAGCAGUUCUACAUCGCCGUCGAGAAGGAGGACUGGAAGCUCGACACCCUCUCCGAUCUCUACGAGACUGUCACCAUCACCCAGGCCGUCAUCUUCUGCAACACCCGUAGAAAGGUCGACUGGCUCACCGACAAGCUCACUGCCCGUGACUUCACCGUCUCUGCCAUGCACGGAGACAUGGACCAGACCCAGCGUGACGUGAUCAUGAAGGAGUUCCGCUCUGGUUCUUCUCGUGUCCUGAUCGCCACCGACUUGCUCGCUCGUGGUAUCGAUGUGCAGCAGGUCUCCCUGGUCAUCAACUACGACUUGCCAGCCAACCGCGAGAACUACAUCCACCGUAUCGGCCGUGGUGGUCGUUUCGGUCGUAAGGGUGUUGCCAUCAACUUCGUCACUGCCGACGAUGUGCGCAUGAUGCGUGAAAUCGAGCAGUUCUACAGCACUCAAAUCGAGGAGAUGCCAAUGAACGUGGCCGAUCUCAUUUAAGUGCAACACCAAUAUCUCACACACCCACGCCUUUGACGUUCGACUGAGUCCUGACCAAGCUGGUCUUCGGACCCUCAUUUGUCGAGCCGCGGAGGCACCCACUACACACACGAUACCUGGACAGCAUCCGCCGCUUGUGCGCAGACAGGGCGCCCUUAUCACGAUUGCUCACUGAAAGCGCUAAUGGCGAGGGAUGAAGAAAUGCAUCAUGGUCAUCGGGAAGGAGUUUGCGAUGAUGCUUUGCGGUCAAAAUUACUUGCGCGAAUGUUUCUUAGAACGGAUCACGGUGUACUGCUUACGUUGAAGCUGUUUCUGCUCAGGCUGAAUUGCGAUCUCGUGCGUAGGAUAGAGCUGCGUAUGAACAGCAAAAAAAGUACAUCUCCUUGGCGCCUUCCUCUUUGAUGCGCGUUGUGGUCGUUCCUUCCUUUUCAAUGCACGUUCAGUUCUUGGCACUCUUCCGACUUCACUU